Molecule: messenger RNA, 1598 nt
Organism: Diachasma alloeum
Lineage: Eukaryota; Metazoa; Arthropoda; Insecta; Hymenoptera; Braconidae
Product: syntenin-1
Exons: 7
Coding region: 236-1156 (306 amino acids)
Cellular component (GO): cytoplasm; plasma membrane
Molecular function (GO): protein binding
Source: RefSeq, a predicted model, not a curated record
AUUAACGCAAACUCUGUGCUCUGGUGUGGGCUGUUUCAUUUUUCGAUCUAUGUUGAAUGAACAGAAAAUCAAAUUUAUAUCAUUUAUAUCAUAAUUAUAAUACUAGCCAACAACGGAACAAGUGACAGCAAUAAGUCAACAAUAUCACCGACAAAUUGACGAGUUAUAGGAAACGUUGUCCACAAAUUGUUAUCAAUUGUCUCUUUUUCCUCCUCAACGUUAAACAACACAUAAUAUGGCACUGUAUCCAUCUCUCGAAGACAUGAAGGUGGAUCAAAUGAUGAAGGCCCAAUUGCAAUCAGAAUAUGGCGAAUAUACAUCUCAGGUGAAUGCAAACACAACUCCAUCAAUUCCAUCAGCUCCAAUUGCUGGCAACCGACAAGACUAUGAUGAAUUUUCCGGAGCAUUGUAUCCAGCACUGAGAGACUAUAUGGGUCUUGAAUUAACGGCUGAAAUGAUUGAGGCCAACAUGCCUGAGUACUCGGUUACCAUUGGCCAAUCUAUGGCAGUUGCCACAUCAGGACAAAUUAACGGCAUGAUUGCACCAAUUUCUGGUGAUUCUCUGGGCUUACAACGAGCUCAAGUAACGAAUGGCAUUAGGGAGUUGACUCUCUGUAAGGAUAAGGAUGGAAAAAUUGGACUGCGUGUGCACUCAAUAAAUAGUGGAAUAUUCGUUUGCCUUGUAAGUCCAAAUUCUCCAGCAGCUCUUGCUGGCCUCAGAUUUGGUGAUCAAAUCCUCGAUAUCAAUGGAACUUCUGUUGCCGGUUUUUCAAUGGAUCAAGUGCACAAAUUGUUGAAAAAUGCCCCAGUUAAUGGCAUCAAGGUCAUUGUCAGAGACAGACCAUUCGAGCGCACAGUCACAAUGCACAGGGAUAGUUCUGGCCAAAUUGGUUUUCAAUUCAAGGAGGGAAAAAUAAUAGCACUCGUUAAAGACUCAUCAGCAGCUAGGAACGGACUCCUUACUGAUCACCAAAUUUUGGAAAUUAAUGGCAAGAAUGUUGUUGGCCUCAAAGACAAGGACAUUGCCGCUGAAAUAUCAAAUGGCCCCGCAGUCAUUACAAUCACAGUGAUUCCCUCAUACAUCUAUGAUCAUAUGAUCAAAAAGAUGUCAAGCAGUCUCUUGAAACUGAUGGAUCACUCAUCCGCCAACUUUUGAAUGUUUCCGACAAGAAAUGAUGAAAAUGUUUCAUCUUCAUCUACUCUUUUUUAUUUUUUAUUUUCAUCCUUUAUUGUUAUUAUUUUCAUCAUUUUUAUUACUGAUAUGCCAUUUGCAUAGAUUAAUGAAAUAUUUUUAACGAAAAAAAUGCCAAUCAACAGUUGUUGCAACUAUUGGAAAGUUCAUUCCUGUUUUUCAAUAUGCCGUUAAAUAGUUUCAUAAAGAAAUAUUAGUGACCGAGUAGUGCAACGCGAUAAUUUCAACUCAUUUAUUUAGAAAACGUAUAUACACCAUUCUAUAAUAUACGACAAAAAAAUGUAGAAAAAGGUGAACAAAUAAUAGGGGCAAACAGGAUGGAAUAUAUAGUAUAUCGUUAUUAUUACAUAUUAACAUCAAUACAUGUGUAGAAAUUUAUCAUGUUGAUAUACUUUUUCACAUAUUA